AUGGAACCCCGUAGGGUGUCGCUCGACGACGAUGGAUCAUCCACGAUCGCUCCUGCGUCGCCGCCUCUCCGGCGGCGUGUCUCGAUGGAAGAGGAUCUCUACUAUCAGCGUAUCAUGACAAGCCCGCGCCGACCCUCGCAGCCGCCCCCGUACCAGCAAGAGCCUACAUCAACGUCAACUACAGAUCGUUCAGCAAAGGGGAAACGCCUCGCGAGCGGUGGGGGCGGCCAGAGUCAAGUUCGCCCAGAUACAACAAAGCAAAAGGAACCACUGCCCGACUACAAGAGUUACAUAUCCCUCGAGGGCGUCUUUGACAAGAAACACGAGAUCGAGAAUACAAUAAAGAGGGCCGAGGACCGUCAAUGGCAUCCCGUCUAUGUGACACUCAACGGGACCGCACUCAGCAUUUAUGGGGCGAAGAAGGCUUGGGGAUGGGGAAGGACUCGUGAUGAUGGACCAUCAAUCGACCCAGACAACCCUCCAUGGAUGAAAAAGGGCAAGCUUGAAAAAACGUACAGCCUACUCUAUGCGGAUGUUGGUAUCGCCGCCGACUAUAAGAAGCGACGAUAUACCAUCCGUGUUCGCGCAGAGACGGACCAAUUUCUUCUGUGCUGCGUUGAACUGAGUACCUUUAUCAAAUGGCUCGAAGGACUGUUUGCCGCCAUCGACAUUGCUCUCCCUCUAGAGGACCGAGACUUUCCCCGUGAUAUGUCCAUCCCCCGGAUUCAACGGAUUCGCUGGUUUCAUGGACAGGCCCCAACCGCCACUGCCAUUGACCUUUCGGAGUUGGGUAUCGAAGAACCUGCUGAAGAAGUCUCGGAGAAUCCAGAUGUGGAACGGCUGUCGACACGUACGGUUGUGGCGCCAGACUCUCAGACCAGAGUAGAGCCGGAGCUCGAGGUUGAUGGGGAUGAGGAAGAAAUAGCAGAGCCUCCUCCGCGAAUAGACCCGAUCCGCCGUCUCAGCACGACGUCAUACAACAACCUAGGUAUCGACCCUGUCGAUGGCAAAUGGAUCCCGGAACAUAGGUGGUCAAGUGCCCACGACAUGCUGUACGCCAAGCUAUGCUACAGCAACCUCUUGUUCAGGAGCCCCCGCAAAUCUCCAUACAUCAUCAGCAAGGGGAAGAAGUGGUACGUUGAUUGGACGACAGGCCGCAUGGUCAGGGUUCUGCCACCAGCGUACGGAGAGAUCGACUAUUUUGGAGCUUGGCAAACAGUUCAUACCGAAAACAGGAGGAUAUAG
Fusarium keratoplasticum is the source of this 1245-nucleotide messenger RNA. Its product is annotated as PH domain-containing protein. The transcript is spliced from 2 exons. Bases 1 to 1245 code for a protein of 414 amino acids. The record is from RefSeq and is a predicted model, not a curated record. NCBI's taxonomy places the organism in Eukaryota, Fungi, Ascomycota, Sordariomycetes, Hypocreales, Nectriaceae.